AUGGCGCACCUCCUGGGCCACCCCGGCUGCAUGGAGAGCCUGCGGGCCGACCUGAGGGACCUGCAGGCAGCCAUCGCCGAUGUCUCCUCCCGGGUCGGGGCCGUGCGUUUCCCCUCUUGGAAGUUCCCUGAUAAAGUGUCCUGCGACCUGGACCUGGCGGCGCUGCUGGAGCGGUACAGCUACACCGAGAACGACCCCGAAUUCACCCAGCACUCCCACGUGGUGCUGCUGGAGCUGGUGAUAGACAGGUGA
Molecule: messenger RNA, 252 nt
Organism: Gymnogyps californianus (California condor)
Lineage: Eukaryota; Metazoa; Chordata; Aves; Accipitriformes; Cathartidae
Product: coiled-coil domain-containing protein 157-like
Exons: 1
Coding region: 1-252 (83 amino acids)
Source: RefSeq, a predicted model, not a curated record